Poecilia latipinna (sailfin molly) is the source of this 1461-nucleotide messenger RNA. It is a transcript of the gene guk1a, whose product is annotated as guanylate kinase 1a. Lineage: Eukaryota; Metazoa; Chordata; Actinopteri; Cyprinodontiformes; Poeciliidae. The coding region runs from base 59 to 694 and encodes 211 amino acids. Gene Ontology annotation, biological process: purine nucleotide metabolic process. Gene Ontology annotation, molecular function: GMP kinase activity. Gene Ontology annotation, cellular component: cytosol. The transcript is spliced from 7 exons. The record is from RefSeq and is a predicted model, not a curated record.
GUAGAUGAAGAAAAUCCUCCGGAAACGGUCUCAGAGGCUUGGAAUAAUCUAACCCUCGAUGUACCUGAGACAUUUUACAAGACUAUUUACAGCUAUGGCUGGACCCAGGCCUGUGGUGUUUAGUGGUCCGUCCGGGGCAGGAAAAAGCACCCUGCUGAAGAAACUUAUCAAGGAACAUGAAAAUGUGUUUGGCUUCAGCGUCUCUCAUACAACAAGAAACCCUCGUCCAGGAGAAGAGAACGGCAGAGAUUACCAUUAUGUUACGCGGGAGGCCAUGCAGGCAGCCAUAAACAACGGAGAGUUUAUCGAGAACGCAGAGUUUUCUGGAAACCUGUACGGCACAAGCAAAGCCGCCGUCCAAGCCGUCCAGGCCAAGAAUCUCAUCUGUAUCCUUGACAUCGACAUGCAGGGCGUGAAGAACAUCAAGAAGACAGACCUCAAUCCCAUGUACAUCUCCAUCCAGCCGCCAUCCAUGGAAGUCCUGGAGAAGCGAUUAAGGGACAGGAAUACCGAGUCGGAGGAGAGCCUUCAGAAGCGUUUACAUGCAGCCAACGUGGACAUGGAGUUCAGUAAAGAACCUGGCAUGUUUGAUGUCGUUAUUGUCAAUGACAAUUUGGAGGAUGCUUAUAAGAAUUUAAAACAAGCUCUUCUUGAGGAAAUUAACAAAGUCAAGAAAGCCAAGACUUCUUCGUAGAAGAUGGCACAGCCUGGCACCUCAUCCAUCCACUCCCCUAUAACUCCAGACCUCCAUUUGACAUGUACAUUCCCUCAGAUGGUGGUCUGUGAAACUCAGACAGCUUAUUUUAAGGAAUCUACAAACAUGUAUUUAGAUGAAGUUAACUUUCGUAAAAAAAAAAAAAAAAAAAAAAAGGGGGUUAUUUUUAAUGAGCAAUUUUAGAUUUUUUUUUUUGUUGUUUUUAUUCUUUGGAAGAAAAGCUACUCCAGUGAAUCUUACUUGAAGUCUGACUUGCACAAAACAGGAAAAUUCCUGUUGUUACGGAGUCCUCUUCAGUCAGGACUGCCUUGUUCGUGGCGCAUGAAACGGGAAGCAGCGAGACCCAUUCCAUCAGGUGGACAAACCGGUUUUGCUGGUUGUUGACAACACACUGUGCUCACCUGGUAGUGUCAAUUAGUGGUAAUGAAGUAGAAAAAUCCAGAGUUGUGAUAUGUGGUGGUGGUGGUUGGGCAGGGUUUAAAAUUUAUAUUCAUCUCUGGCUGUUUACAGGAGGUAUAUGCAAGUCAGGCAUACUUUUGAAACAUUACUUUUAUUCCAGAGUUGGUAAAGCAAUUCAUUUUAAAGCUGUUUUGUUGUUGUAUACGUUAACAGUUUGAUAAGUUUCAUUUUUUUGGAUUCUGUUGUGCUCAAGUGAGUUAAAUCCAAUCUUGCUUAGAGAAACAGAUCCUUUGUCAUCGUCAGUUUUUUUUUUUUUGUUUUAAGCGGGGAAUACAAAGUUGACUAUU